This is a messenger RNA of Scomber scombrus (Atlantic mackerel), 2673 nucleotides long. RefSeq lists its product as uncharacterized. NCBI's taxonomy places the organism in Eukaryota, Metazoa, Chordata, Actinopteri, Scombriformes, Scombridae. The transcript is spliced from 18 exons. The record is from RefSeq and is a predicted model, not a curated record. Bases 1 to 2673 code for a protein of 890 amino acids.
AUGGCUGAAGACUGUGGCCGUGAGAAGUUCUUCGGCGUUAUCACCAGCGUCUCCUCGCCCGAUCCUCCUCGAGUUGGGUCUCCUCACCGGCGUUUCCAGUCGGCAGGAGCUGAAUUUACAACCAGCACUAACAUAGACAUCAAAUCGUGUCCCUUUGUCUUCUUUGGAAAAGUUUACCAGAACUUGUAUGUCGACACUGCCGACAACAAAGUCUCAGUUUGUUUCAAAGGCCCACGCAGCACAAGUAACAACGACUGUGUUCUGGUGGAUAAAAGUGGAGGAAUCAACAAGGGUGAAUGGGUCACUAGAACCAGACUGUAUGAACCAGGAUCAGAUGCUCAUAAGGAUCUGCCACAGCUCACAGGGAAAGCAACAUGCUACACAUUCAUUAGACUCUUCAAGGACAAUUCUGAAUAUCUUCGGUUUGCCUUUUACAAAUUUGGUGACCAAGGAGUUGUUCGUUAUGCUAUGUAUCGACCCUAUCCAUUCACUGCUUUGGACGUUGAUGUUCAGGUCGAUGGUAAGAAAGUGGAUACGUGGAAGACUCAGAUCCUCGGGGAUCCUCUGGGAUCCUCUGGGAUCCUCUGGGAUCCUCGGAGAUCCUCGGGGAUCCUCUGGGAUCCUCUGGGAUCCUCGGGGAUCCUCGGGGAUCCUCGGGGAUCCUCGGAGAUCCUCUGGGAUCCUCGGGGAUCCUCUGGGAUCCUCGGGGAUCCUCUGGGAUCCUCGGGGAUCCUCGGGGAUCCUCUGGGAUCCUCGGGGAUCCUCUGGGAUCCUCGGGGAUCCUCUGGGAUCCUCGGGGAUCCUCGGGGGCCCUCGGAGAUCCUCGGGGGUGCUCUUCUUCUACCAAAUAAGGGAUUAUGUGAGUCAGGCUCCUCUGUAACGUGCAGCGCCUCAGCAGAGCUCAAAUCAGGUCCUUGUGGCUCCGGGGAGAAAUGCGAGGGCGAGGGCCAGUGUGUGAAGCCGUCCCCGAAAGAUGCCGUGUGCACGGUGACCGGCUCCACUGUCAUCGAUGUCGACGGUAAUGCUGCCUCCGUCCCGGAUCGCUGUGCGUACACUCUGCUGUCAGAAUCAGGCAUCAAGCUGCAGGCCGUCUUCCAGGACCGCCGUCGUAAAGAUAUUAGUUUUUUGGAUCAUGUGAUCCUGCAUCUGGAUAAAGAUGUUAACAUUCACCUGGGACAAGGUGGGAGGGUUACGCUGAAGGACAAAGAGCUGAGCCUCAGCAGCACACCUGUGAAGCAUCACGAUGUGGAGCUCACUAAGGACCAAACUGGGGUCACCGCCAAGCUGUUGAAGUCCAAAUACGGCACCUCUGUCUUCUUUGAUGGCUACACCGCACAGAUCCACAUGAAAGUACCAAGUGGAACCACCAUACAGGGUCUAUGUGGCAAGUCCAGUCAGACUCUGAGUGGAGUGAAGGUCUCUGAGUUAAGCUCUGACAGCUGUGAUAAAGUGCACAAGGACGCUGUUGACAGUACGAUUGACUGCAAGGAAAUAACUAAACGCUGUGAACUCCUGAAGACGGCUCCCUUCGACUCCUGCCACAGCUCCAUCAAGCCUGAUCCCUACAUCAAAGCCUGCACCGACACUCUGUGCAAAUACCCGGCGGUGGACGGUCUCAAGUGCCAGUUCCUGGAGGCCUACGCCAAAGCCUGCAGCCUGGUCGGCAAGACAGUCAAGGACUGGGGGACACCGACCAGCUGCUCCUCUGCCAAGGCCUUCUGUCAGGACAAGUUCUGCAGUGCUCAUGAGUUCUGUGCUGAGGAUACCAGUGGUGGAACCAGCUGCCUCUGUCGGCCCAUUUUUGCCUCCAAAUACAGAACGGCAAAAACUUUUGGCGAGCCGACCGUCUGCGAUAAAAACUCUGCUUCAGUCAGUCUGGCUGGUUGUCUCAUGGAGGAAAAGAACAUCGACUACUCUGUCUUACACCUCAACGACAAGACAUGCAAAGGUCAGCGGGACGAAAAGACCCACAUGGUGACAUUCAGCUUCAACAGCGACACCUGUGGGACAGUGCUCACGGCCGAGAACAAACAACUUAAGUUCAAGAACGCCAUCCUUGCUCAGGACAGCUCUAGCUCCAAGAUCACUCGCCAUGAUGAAGUGAAAAUCGACUUCUCCUGCUUCUACAACCAGCCGGACGUCGAAACCAUGUCCUUCAAAAUCAAAGACAGCUCUGUGACCCAGGAGAUUGUAUCUGGACCUUGGGAAUACACUCUGACCAUGAAGGCCUACACUGACGCCAGCCGUACACAAGCUGUGUCAUCCAGCACUGAAAUCCUGCUGGAGCAGACCGUCUGGGUGGAGCUGAAGACGGUUGGGCUGGAUGACAAACUGGUCUCCGUGGUGACCGACUCCUGCUGGGCGACCAACGAGAAAUCAUCCACUGCGAAGCUGAAAUACGACCUGAUCGUGAAAGGCUGUCCCAGCUCUGCUGACAAGACGGUGAAAGUGGAGGGCAACGGACUGGGAACGUCCAACUACUUCUCCUUCAACAUGUUCCAGUUCUCUGGGAAGGAUGGUGACGUCUACCUGCACUGCAAACUCAACCUGUGUGUGAAGAAGGGCAACACCUGCACCCCGAGCUCCUGUGGCGGUAAGAGAAGACGCAGAUCUGCCAGGAAUAGAUAUGUGGAUGUAAACCCAGCCUUCAUCACCAUGGCCUGGAGUAAUUAG